This is a messenger RNA of Heterocephalus glaber (naked mole-rat), 6180 nucleotides long. It is a transcript of the gene Mlec, whose product is annotated as malectin. Lineage: Eukaryota; Metazoa; Chordata; Mammalia; Rodentia; Bathyergidae. The record is from RefSeq and is a predicted model, not a curated record. Gene Ontology annotation, molecular function: carbohydrate binding. Gene Ontology annotation, cellular component: membrane.
AGGUGGCACCUGUGGGUGAGCAGGGGGCCUGCGAGCGACAUGUCCUCGGUGGUUGAGGCGGUACGGCCCGUGGCGCUGUCUGAUUGAGUCUGGGGCGGCCUGGUGGCCGGCCGAAGACGAGGGUCGGCCUGGGCUGUCCCCGCAGUGGUGGCCGCCAUGCUGGGGCCCCAGGCUGUAGAAAGAGCCGCUGUGGCGCUUCUGCGACUGCUGCUCCUGCUGCUCCCGGCGCUCCGGGAGCCUUGGCUCGGCGUGCCCGGCGCGGCUGGGGCCGGGCUGCCUGAGAGCGUCAUUUGGGCGGUCAAUGCGGGCGGCGAGGCGCAUGUGGACGUGCACGGGAUCCACUUCCGCAAGGACCCUUUGGAAGGCCGGGUGGGCCGAGCCUCCGAUUAUGGCAUGAAACUGCCAAUACUGCGCUCCAAUCCUGAGGACCAGAUCCUGUAUCAAACAGAGCGGUACAAUGAGGAGACUUUUGGAUAUGAAGUGCCCAUCAAAGAGGAGGGGGACUACGUGCUGGUGUUGAAAUUUGCUGAAGUCUACUUUGCACAGUCCCAGCAAAAGGUAUUUGAUGUACGAUUGAAUGGCCAUGUCGUGGUGAAGGACUUGGAUAUCUUUGAUCGUGUUGGACACAGCACGGCUCAUGAUGAAAUCAUCCCUAUGAGCAUCAGAAAGGGGAAACUGAGUGUCCAGGGGGAGGUAUCUACCUUCACAGGGAAACUCUACAUUGAGUUUGUCAAGGGGUACUAUGACAAUCCCAAAGUCUGUGCACUCUACAUCAUGGCUGGAACAGUGGAUGAUGUACCAAAGCUGCAGCCUCAUCCAGGAUUGGAGAAGAAAGAAGAGGAGGAAGAAGAAGAAGAAUAUGAUGAAGGGUCUAAUCCCAAAAGACAGACCAAUAAGAACCGGGUGCAGUCAGGCCCCCGCACACCCAACCCCUAUGCCUCGGACAACAGUAGCCUCAUGUUUCCUAUCCUGGUGGCCUUUGGAGUCUUCAUUCCAACCCUCUUCUGCCUCUGCCGGUUGUGAGAAUAAGUGACCAUCCUGAGCAGGGUGGAGGGGAGUGGGAAAGAAGCCAAACGUGUCGGUUUUGGUUUCUAUAUUUUUCACAAUAAUUAACAACCCCCCUGCUCCCCCCCCCCCCCAAAAAAAGCAAAACAAAAACCCACAGACACAAAAGUUAAAGGAGAUAAAAAGAGGCAGAGUGAGUGGAGAAUAGCUUUCAUCCACCACCUGGUCCCAGACCUGCUUCAGUCCUAGUCUUCUUUGUGGCUGGCCCCUGGCUGUCUCUUUCUUCUCUGGGGUACUUAAGGUAAAUGGAUCCUUCCUGACAAGGAUCCUCAUUUAUAUACUUAGUAGAAAGGACUCAGAACUCAGAGGAGUCUCAAUUCCUUAUUUAGAUUAGAAUUUAGCAGCAAGGAAAUGUCAUCUUUAUUACCUGAGAAGACCAGCAAUGGGAGCUGGAUAUAUUCUGAAGUCAUGGCCGCGUGGCCAUUUUCAGAUGUCCUGGGAUUCAAAGCAUGUGUGUGUGUGAAGGUAUAUAAGAUGGAUGGAAAAGACAAAAGGAAUUGAAACAAGUUUUUUAAAAAGUAAAUGCUUCCAUACUUGGAAAGCUUUCUGGAUUAAUCCACUGAUGGGUCCAUCUCAAGUAUUUGAGCUUUUAUCAUUACUUAUCUCCUUGACGUGCUAGUUAGAGGACUGUCUGGUAUCCAAGACGCUUAGUUUAUGUCAGGUCCUCAAAUUGCCUCUGACUUGUUACCACAGCAAAUCAUUUUUAUUUCAGUGCCUCUUGGGGACUUGAUUUCUUCUCAGUUUUUUUCUUAAUCUGGCUUAUUUUCUUCUCCCUGUUAACUAUCCCACUAAGUUAUUACCAAAAAAGGAAGGACAUGUGGGGAUUUCGUUCUCUCCUUGAAUGUCUUACCCUCUACCACCUCACCUUGUUGGUAUCUCCCUCUCUGGAUCUCUGAGCCAGCAGCCAGGAGGACCUGACCCAGCAGUUCAUUACUGGCCCUUUUGUAGGGUCUUGCUGCCAGGGGACAGGGACGCUUUCCAGCCUGCAGCACCAGAACACUUGACCUUAAAAGUCUCUUCUGGUCUUUGGAUUAGAAAAGGCUUAUGUUAGCAUAAUUUAAGAGCAACCUCAGAGACUUGAGCCCUACUAAGUGACUGACCACUGUUUAGAAUGUCUAGUAUCUGAUGUUCGUUUAUCCCCAUUCCUUUGUCACAGUUCAACCAGGAACUAGAUUGCCCCAGGGAACGAGAGUGAUUGGCUGUAUUGGCCCAGCAGUUUCUUGUUGAUCUUAAUACUAUUUGCCUCUGUCCUUUUAUCUCCUUAUCCAAGUAGCAGUCAGGUUCUUGGCAUGAUGGGGCCAAAAGAUUCCCAGUUGGCCAUAACCCUGGUAGCUCUCAAAGCUAACUUUAGCAUCUCAGUGUCUUGUCUCGAAUUCCUGGCAAAUUUUCUGCAGGAAAUGUUCUUGAAGUGUUCCCUGUUCUCCUGCUUUCUGAUCACUGUCAUCCAUUUCCCAGUUAGGGCAACAUGAGGUAGGAGGCAGCCAACCCAAAAGGAAUUUUGAGGAUAGGAGGCAGCAGGAUUCGAUUCAGCGUGGGCUAGAGCAGUGUAGGCCAGGGCCAUCUUCAUAGAAUGUGUUUAAUGUUGAGUUUGCCUUAUUUGGAGCUCCAUAUAUUUGAACUGUUCCUUAUGUGACAAAGUAAAUAAGUCUUGGGCUCAUGUCCUGGGUUUAGCUCUUGGUGAUUACUCCAGGCCAGCGUUUAGUCAUUUGAGAAUUGUAACCCCUUAUUUUUGCUGUGACUUGGGCCUCAGUCCUAAGGUACUAAGUCAGGCAGCUGGAUGGCUGUGGCCUGAAGCUGCAGUCAGGAGCAUUUCCCAAAGUGUUUCCGAAGUUUCUCUCCUUUUAAAGGUUGAGGUACUGUAGCCUUGUUUUGGGGGACCACCUUCCUGGGAUGGUGGAUGUCCUGACUAGUUGGGCUUCUGAUGGUGGCUUUGGUUCCUGUUCCAUCACAACUCCCAAAGCUGUGGGCCACUGCCAGUGGAUUAGACAAAAUGAAGGACUAGUUGCCUCCAUUUUGCCUUGCUUUGUUAGUUUGCCUGGAUUUCUGAGGAAGGGGGAGGGUCCCACCUCCUCACCUCAGCCCAUCCCUUCGGUGACUCAGGGUCUCAGAAGGAAACCCUGACUCCUGGGGCCAUUUCCUAAUGGUACUGUAAGCCAAGCAGCUUUGCUUCUGCCUGUUUCCAAGCCCGCUCCUUUCCUCAGGGAUAGGGAUGGGUGCUUUCCUCUCUGGUUGUGUCCAAAAGGAAGGAACAUCUUUCUGUGGCUAACAAAAGCUAAAGAGGAAGUGAGGAAAUGGGAAGAAGCAUGGUGGGGGCUGGGGUAGAUUCCCCUGGAGCCAAGCCCACCCAGCUAACAAGAGCUGCCUAGGGCUGGUGACAGCCAGCUUGUCAUGCUCAACUUGAAAGCUUUUUUUGUUUGUUUUUUUGGCUCCUCCAAGAUGAUAUAGGUACGUGAAGUUUAGGUUAAAGGAAUGGGAUGGGGUGUGCUUUAUUUUUAUUUUUGUAUUGUGUAUAUCAAGAAUUACUUGUUCAUCUUUGCUUUUUGCACUGUUUGUUCCCCUCUCUCUGUAUUUUGAGCUAGUGAGAGAACCGAGAGGCUGUUCUUACUUAUGGUGAGGGAGGAGAGGCCUGGGGAUUUCUACUCGAUUUACACUGUCCCGGGUUUUAGGGGCCACUGAGCCCAGCUGGUCAAGAUAACAACAGGAGUGCGCCUCUAGAGCAGUUUCUGUGAGCACCACGCAGAGAUGUCUGCUGAAGAUGGCUGAGAGUCUGCAGCCUGGUCUGGUUUGGGCCAAGGGCCAGCCAGUCUCUAAUUGGACUGUUGGCGUCUUACUCACGCUGACUGAAACAUUGUACCAAGAAACUAUCUAUGGGAUCCAUGUCCCCUAAACCAAAUCUGUUUUUCUGAAAAGUCUCCACUCUUGAGCAGAAGUUGCUCAGUGGAUACCCUGAGCUCUGGUGAUUUAAAAGAUAAUCCUCAAGUGACAGUGGUGUCAGACUCCCAGGAGGACCAGCUCUGACCUGCAAGGCCGUCAGUGGCUUGAGGGUGUGGUCAUGCUGUCUUGCUCCCACUGACCUGGAGAUACUGCAGUCACGUUAGAGGUCUUGUGGGCUUUGAUGGAAUGGGGUAGUUUUAAGUUAAGCUUAUCUCCCCCCAUCUGUACCUACAACUGUUUGAUCCAGUUUUGGAAGUGUGGCUUGACUUCUUUAUCUUUUUGGAGAAGCUUCUGUUUUAAGGAAUUUCUCUUUUGUCCUGCCUAGGCUCUUCUGGAAAGCCCUAACCCUGGCUUCUAGAAUCUCAGCCGAGAACUCCAGAAAAACAGCAGCAGUAUUUUCCUUUUCCUAGCAUUUAGGUCCCUUUCCCUAGAAAUUGGCUCACCAGAGGAUGCCCAGGGAAAGAACUAGCAGGUUCUCUCCCCUCCUUGGGGAUUGGGGAAGGACCCACCCCGGUCAGCACAGUGCCUUUUCCUCUCCUGCUCUGAGCCAGGGUGGGCAUUCCCUCUAGAUUCAGGUGUGUGUGGGGGUCCCACAGUCCCGGUUGCGGGCCUGCUUCCCUAUGCCCCGUCCCCUUGGCUGGCCUUCUCUUACUUAAUCCAAGUGUCUUCUUGCCUUGAGGAGCCUUAAUGGCAUCAAGUGGUAACAUGUAACAUUGCCCUCCAUGCCUCCCAAAGGACUUAGGAGAGCAAGUGAGAGGCUGAUAGAUGCUCCUGUUUGUCUGUUUUUUUAAGACGGGGCUGGGGGCUUUGGGCCUCCUGCUGUGGCCCCUGAGGAAGGAGACUGGGGUAAGAGUGAGUGAGAGUGCACUGAAGCAGAACCGGAAAUACCCAGGAUCUAUUCAGAAAUCUGCCUCUCUUUGAGGGGGGGAGAUAAAACUAGGGAUCAAAGAGCUCUUAAGAAAAUUGCAAAGAAGCCUUAACGUUCAAGCUUUGGAGAGGCCAAAGCAGUUUUCCCUUUCAGUCUGAGCUAGGACUCUGUAUUUGGACCUCUCCUGGGGCACGAGGGCUCAAUUUCCUUAUGUUGUUACAAGAUCAACUUGGCAGCAGUGGGUCAGUGGCCCAGGGAGGGCGGUCUUUGCACAUGGGUGGCUUGCUGCCCAUCUGGUUUGUCCUUCCCCAGCUGCCUUUGUCCAGGUUGCUUUUGGUGGCCAAAUCAUUUGUUAAGAGCAGAUGAUUUGGGGAUUGACUGAGUUGGCAGGAAAAGAGCAGGCUGGAUCUCUUGGGACGGGUUCCUCCCAGGAGUAUAAAAACAAGGAGCCGGGAUUGUGCUGGCAAGCAGGGAAACACUAGUGCCUCUUCAAGUUGGCAGAGAGGGCCUUGGCACCACUUGCAUCCAGGCAGUCUUGUGAGAUGGGAGCACAUACCACCAGGAAAAGCAGAACUCCAUUCUCACCUCUAUUUUGAGCUUCAGUGCUUUAUUUCAAUUGAAAAACAACAACAAACUGAAGUGUGCUUUCCGGCCUUUCAAAAGACAACUGUCGGGAAAGGAGAGCUAAGUUGCCAGGUAGGAGGGAGAAUUGGCAGGAGAGACGUUAUGGCAAAACCAGGAAAGAGACAUUCUUGACUCUCCCUUGCUGUGUCAUGAUCCAGGGAAUGAGAAGAAAUUGGACCCUGGAUUAGCUCCCUGCUUGGAUUUGAGGAGUGUCACCUUUCCUUUCCACGAAGGUCUCCCAGGCUAGGACCAGCUGCCCAUUCUGAGCUCAGGGCAGUCUCUUCCACCAUCACUGGGCUAACCUGGCUUGUUAGGAAACCAACCCUGCCCCUCCACAUUGGGCCUGGCUGCUCUGUGUGGUAUCAAGUAUUGGAGAAAAAGUGUCAAGUUCUUGGUAGCCCUUGUAGCUCCUACUCUAGUUUCCCAUCCUCUCCCUGCAGAGGCCAAACCAACUCUUUGUAGCCACAACAUGCAUUUACAGCAGCAGCACAGCAAGAUGUACUUGAGGGGCUUUGAACCUGGCUGGCCAGGGAAGCAGUGGGGGUGGAUAGAGCUGUCUUUCUUUCUGGGCUGUCUCCAUCUGUCCCUACCCCUUCCAGGCCCCACCCCACUCCCACCAAAAAGUAAAAACAUCAGGAUGUUUUUCACUGUCCAUUGCUUUGUGUUUUAAUAAACAAUUUGCAGUGACA